AGAAAGCAACCGCAUCAUCCCAUGUUUAGAGUAUGUCUUCUUUUUUUCUUUUUUUUUUUCCAGCCCCAUUUUGAUCUCUCUUUGUCUAGACACAGACGCACAAAGAAAAAAGAAAACAUGGAAACUGAAACUCCACCCACAAAGAAGAGUCCACACCACACCCAACUAAUCGCUCUGUCUCUCUCUCUCCAAUGGCCCAGCUGGACCAAAAUUUAUGUAGAAGAAAAACCAAAAAAAGGGAAGGAAAGAUGGAGAGGAGAAGAGAAGGAAAGAAAAUAUAUACGGAGAGGCAAUAGUAGAUGUCUUCAAUUGUCCUCCCAACCAAACCCACCUCACAAAACCUCUUUUACCAGCCACCUCUCUUCCUAUCUCUCUCACAGUCACAGCACAACAACGGAUAAAAGCAUGUGUACCAGAAAUACCCUUCUGCUGCAACCCCAAAAAAAUCCCAUCUUCAUCACUGUCUCAGACUCUCAAAAGAAAAAUCAUUUUUCUCACCGAAUAAUGUGGGCUUCUUUGGGUUUUCUUUGUCAUGGUCAGAGUCUCACAGAGAAAACAGGAAAGCAAGAAACUUCCCCUCACUUCUUUCUUGUUUCUAUCCCCAUCUCUCUCUCAACCGUUCUCUUUCCUUGUUAUUUAUUUUUGUUCCGUCUCUUUCUUACCUCUUCAUAUUUCUCUGUUAUUAUCAUUGAGACUCUUCUCCUGCCUAUUUCUUUUCUAUUUCUUCAUAGUUGCUUCGUUUUGUUAUCUGGGUUCUUUUGUUUCUCUGUAAUCUGAUAUGAAGAAGCUGAAAGGGGUGGGUGUGGCUCCUAGAACUACGUCUCCUCCUCCGCAUGGCUUUUAUGAUGACAGAAUCAGUUUCAAACAUCAAAGCCUCUUGCAAGACUACGAGGAGCUAUUCAAAGAAACAGAGGUCAAGAAGAAGAAGUUGGAGAGGACAAAACAGAGAAGACUGACCCUCUUGGGUGAAGUCCGAUUUUUGAGGCUGCGUUACAUGCACUUAAUGCAAAACCAGUAUCAAAAAUCCGUGCCUGAACAACAAUUCCCAGAGAGUUCUGAAAUUAAAAGUAGAGACAUUGCAAAAAAAAGUAGUUGGAAUGGAAAGAAAUAUGCUUUACCACCUCCAGUUCCACCUUUCGUUUUGAACAAGAAGGGAAAGACUUACGUUGAAAGACAAACCACUUUGAAAAAACCUGCUUCAAGUUUUGACGUAAGCCAGAAGCAAAAGAUUUAUGGUGCAACAGAAGAUGCUCUACAGGAUUCCAGAUCAAUUCUUGACUUGAAUGAAAGGGGAAGAAUUCAGAGUGGAGAGGAAGCUACUGUCCGAAAUGGAACCCCGGUUUUUGAUUUAAACCAGAUUUUGAUAGACGAGGAAGAAUUGAAGGGUAAUCGUGAGUCAUUGAGAACGGAGGAGCCAAAGAAAAGUUCAAUUAGAGCCGGAAGUGAUGAGCAAUACAAUGAUGUGAUGUUAUCAGCCUGUAGAAAUAUUGGCAAUGUGCCAAGCAAGUCGGGGAAGAGGAAGAUCUCAUGGCAAGACCAGCUAGCGUUGAGGGUUUGAAACCAUCUUUGUGAGUUCCAAAAUAUUUUACAGUUUUGGUGGUUUGAAAAGUUUUCUUUGUGAUACCCAAUUUGCAUACUUAAUUUUCAUUUGUAAAGGCAAUUCUUAUAUAUCCAUUAUGAUAAUCAAGAUUUUAUGGGCAUCAUCUUUCUUUCUCUACCUUGUAGAUGCUGUUUAGUCCCUGUGAAUUUCUUGGUUGGCGUAAACUAGAUGCCAUUUUGGAAUCCUCCAAAA
This is a messenger RNA of Tripterygium wilfordii, 1792 nucleotides long. RefSeq lists its product as uncharacterized. The record is from RefSeq and is a predicted model, not a curated record. The transcript has 4 exons. Bases 779 to 1558 code for a protein of 259 amino acids. NCBI's taxonomy places the organism in Eukaryota, Viridiplantae, Streptophyta, Magnoliopsida, Celastrales, Celastraceae.